GCUGAGGAGGCGAUGAAAAAGAAGCGCCUGAGCGGAGAGGAGGCGCAUGAGGCGGUCAGGAAGACGAGUGACAAAGAGCUCAAACAAGCGAAGGAACAUGAGCAAGAGAAAAGCAUGAAGCCAGCAGAGACGACGUCCGAGUUCGAGAUAUGUUCUUCGGGGGAGGAAGAGGAGGCGAAGGAUGUGGAGGUCGUGUUGGGCUCUCUGAGUCCUGAGGAGCUGGAGAAGCUGAAAGAGGCGGUGGAUGACAGAAAGAAAUUAAUCGGUACACUGAGAGGGAAACCCUGGCCCAUGAGCAAGAAACUCGUCACGCUCAGGGAGUCACAGGAGUUUGUGGAGAAGUCUGAGGGUGCUUUGGGGAAAGGCAGAGGGAGGAAGCUGUAUGCCUACAAGGUUACGCUGAGGAAGAAAUGGAAGAAAUUUCAGAGAGACUUUGAGAACUUCAAGACAGCCUGCAUUCCAUGGGAAAUGAAGAUUAAAGAAAUCGAAAGUCAUUUUGGUUCAUCCGUGGCCUCCUACUUCAUCUUUCUGAGAUGGAUGUAUGGCAUCAACAUGAUCCUCUUUGGUUUGACCUUUGGCCUUGUCAUGGUUCCUGAGGCACUGAUGGGACGGCCAUAUGGCAGCAUUCCCAGGAAGACGGUCCCCAGAGAUGAAGAAGCGAGUGCCAUGAACUUUGCCAUAUUGUGGGACUUUGGGGGCUAUGCGAAGUAUUCGGUCCUUUUCUACGGCUACUACAACAACCAGCGAACCAUCGGCUGGCUCAAGUACCGCAUGCCCCUCUCCUACUUCCUGGUCGGGGUGGGCAUGGCCGCUUAUAGUUACAUGGUGGUGAUUAGGACCAUGGCGCGGAACGCCAGUGAAGAUGGAGGAGGAGAUGACACCAGCUUUAAUUUCAGCUGGAAAAUAUUCACCAGUUGGGAUUACCUCAUUGGGAACGUGGAGACGGCAGACAACAAGUUCGCCUCUAUCACAACUAGCUUUAAAGAGGCCAUUGUAGAGGAGCAGGAGAGCAGAAAAGAUGAUAACAUCCACCUGACACGAUUCCUCCGCGUCUUAGCCAACUUCCUGGUUCUGUGUUGUCUGGCAGGAAGUGGGUAUCUGAUCUACUUCGUGGUGCGCCGGUCCCAGAAGUUUGCCCUAGAAGGGCUGGAUAACUACGGCUGGUGGGAGAGAAACGAAGUGAACAUGGUGAUGUCUCUCUUGGGCAUGUUUUGUCCCAUGCUCUUCGACGUGAUCAGCACGCUGGAGAACUAUCAUCCCCGCAUCGCGCUGCGCUGGCAGCUGGGUCGCAUCUUCGCCCUCUUCCUGGGGAACCUCUACACCUUCAUCAUUGCCCUCAUGGACCAGAUCAACCUUAAGAGGGCUGAAGAGGAGAUAGUGAAGUUCAAUAUGACGAUAUGGCAGGCCAGCCUAUAUAACGGGACCACACCAGAGAACUCGACGGCUCCUCCUAUCACAGUGCACCCUGCUGAUGUGCCCAGGGGCCCCUGCUGGGAGACCAUGGUGGGACAGGAGUUUGUGCGCCUGAUCAUAUCCGACACCAUGACGACCUACAUCACGCUGCUGAUCGGUGACUUCCUGCGGGCCGUGCUGGUGCGCUUCCUCAACUACUGCUGGUGCUGGGACCUGGAGUACAGCUUCCCCUCAUAUUCGGAGUUCGAUGUGAGUGGGAACGUACUUGGCCUCAUAUUCAACCAGGGAAUGAUCUGGAUGGGAGCAUUCUACGCGCCCUGCCUGCCCGCUCUAAACGUCCUGCGCCUGCAUGUGUCCAUGUACCUUCAGUGCUGGGCUGUCAUGUGCUGUGAUGUCCCUCAGGAGCGCGUCUUCAAGGCCUCCGGCUCCAACAACUUCUACAUGGCCAUGCUACUGGUCAUUCUCUUCCUCUCCACACUGCCGGCCAUCUACACCGUCGUGUCCAUCCCGCCUUCCUUUGACUGCGGGCCGUUCAGUGGGAAAAGCCGCAUGUUCGAUGUCAUCCAGGAGACCCUGGAGACAGACUUCCCGGCCUGGUUUGGAAAAGUGUUCAGCUACGUCUCCAACCCGGGGCUGGUCCUUCCUUUUCUACUGCUUAUGGUUCUUGCUAUAUAUUACCUGAACUCCACGUCAAAGACGUACAAGCAGGUCAAUCUGGAACUGAAAAAGAAACUCCAGACCCAAAGUGAGGAGAAUAAGAAGAAGAACAAGCUGGCAGCGGAGCAGGCCAAGAACACGGCCGCUGCAGAGGCACAGACCAGGCAGAGCGGCGGCAGUGCAUCGCGGAAAGAGAGAGACAGCAGCAAGAACAGCAGACAAAAUUGUGGCCACAUUUCUCCUGCAGUACAGGUUGGCUCCAGCACCAAAAGCUCUGCGGCCUCAAGUUCUCAGACCCCUCCUUCCAUCAGACCCCCGGUAACCCAAACCCAUCCCACAUCUGGAUCACUACCGGGACAACCCCGGCAACCAUCGUCUAGGAAACAGCAUGCACCAUCCAGGGGGAGCUGAGCUGAUAUUGGUACUGACAUGGUAGUGGGUGCUGCACAUGUGUGAGUCUAUCGGACACAAUAGUGCCUGGUUCUUCGGGGCCAUUUUUGGACACAGAUUAAACCUAAUUCUUGGAUUAACCCACAAAGUAAGUGGCAGUGCCACAUAGAGAAUGCCACUUUUCAUUAAUACCCUUAGAAGUACACAAACACACCAUAGGAAGCGCAGACCAGCGUUAUCUGUCUGCCCUGUUAAUGCUAUGAUGUGAUGUUUGGAGAGUUCAGUCAUGAACUAUGAGGUCAUUGGGUUUGAUUCCAUCUGAUAAUGUCAUGGCACUGAAUCCAAGCCCUGAAAAACGCACUUACGCCCAGGCUGCUUUAGAGCCCUGUGACUGGUGUCAGUAAGCACAUGAAAAAAAUCUGCCUGCUUAAUAAAAUAAUAUCACUAUUGUGGCUGAAACUACCAUUACUACUACUAUUAAUAACUGAACUUUGAGAUAGUUACUAUACAAUUUGUAACUAAAGCCCAUUGUAGGACCAACACAGAGAGUAUUUUAUCCAUCCAGCUGGAGAGGAAAUGUUUAUUCAAGGCCUCUCAAGACUUGAGUGUUUAUUUGCUCGCAGUAAUGAAGGUCUGAAGUCCCAUGGCUUUUGAUAGGACUAGGCUGACUGGACUGUUAUCUUCGCGAAAGAGAAUGACCUCUCUAGUUACACAACGUCAAGAGGGUGGGGGUUGGUGGUGGUGUGGCACUAAUAAACAUGUCUUCCAUUAACAGCAUAAGGGAGAUAAAAUGUCUGAUAGCUCAAGUGGGGCAAUGAUUUCUGGAUGGGCUGCUCUUGGUUUUGGAAUUCUGCCACUUUUCCAAAUCAUAUGUGCAUCAUAAUAUUACUUUGUGUAAAAAAUAUUUAUAUAAUUAUUUAGUUAAUUCCCCUCAAUUUUAUCAGCGAAAUACAUUAUACAUUAGUCGAAAUACAAUGGUCAUUUUUAGGUGCACAUUUUUGGUCUUCAGUAGUAGGUUCAGUAGUUUUUGCAGUAGUAGUUUUACAGAGGGUGGUUCUGGCAUGGCUUGAAGAUGCUCAGCUGCCUAACUUUCAGUACUGCCUGUUCACUUCUAUUCCAACUGACGUUUACUGAUCCCACAGGACUGACAGUGACAGACUGAGGUCAUCGCUUACUUCUACAACACGUCUCAGUGUCUUCGCAUUAUUAGACGGGUUCUUCAAAUUGAGCCGGUUAAAAAGUUUAUUUUCUUGAAAAAUACCACCUUCAUUUUUAGGGACAGAGGUGAUUGUAAACCAUUCAAUCUUUGUAAAUGUCCCACAUGAAUUUUGCAUUUUUCAGUCAUCCAGAAAUGAAAAAUUGAAGUGAUGUGUUCUUGUCCUAUGUCUUAUCUGUAAGAAGAAACCUCACAGGCUCAGAGUAGAAAUGCCAGUGCUAUAUUACAGUAAAGCAGGACAAUACGUCUCACUGAAGUAUUUUUAAUUCGGGUCAGCACUUUUUUUUUUUUUUUUCCAUGUUACUGUUACAACAGUAGAGGAGAUACUACAGAGCAUCUUUAUGAAGUCAUCAUAAAGAUGUUCAUUUUUACCAGCAGAGUCACUUGGCAAGCUGCGUCAUACCAUUAGCAUUAUUUCACCUUGAUAAACCCAAAAAACCCAACAUCAACAACAAACAAACGUUGAGCUGCAGAGUCUGUUGUCAUAGUAUGUUAUGCCAUUUCAUGCACAAAGUGUCAUGACGCAUCGUAACGUCACCAUUACUCUGUCGCUUGACGUAGUUGUCAAGUGUCGUGUCAAGUUGACAAAAUUGGCUUUUGUGACGUCUAACGCUGGUUGGAAUGUGCAUUCAUAAAUGUUUAUGUAUGUUUACAUCAGUUGUCAUGAAGGGCUCAUAUGUGUGCCAUGUAGCCUUCUUAACAGUAUCCUCCAGUAAAGUGUUACCAAAAUUCCGGUAAAGUGUUAGCAAGAUUCCUGAGAAUACCCUUGAAGAAUUCUGCAGUAGGAAUGCUAUGCAUUAAGAAAUACGAAUCUAAGAAACCUCCACUGCCAUUGUUUUCCCAGUCUUCAGAUUCACAUGGCUGGAGCCUCACAUGCACAGUGCUGUUUCCAGACAUUGGGCUACGUUCCCAAAUCUAUUCUCUGCUCUGUGGGCAUACGCUGUCCUGCUGACGGAUCCUUUUCCACACUGCCACAGAUUUUCUAGAAAAGAUAUGUGAGGUUCACUAAUCAUCUAGGGGGGCCUUACGCUACACUUAGGUAUGGCAUUGGAUACUAUUACUACAACGCACCGUCUCUCAAAGCCUAGAAAGGACCGAUCAUAACAAGAGUCUACACCUAUUAGGUCGCGUCCAGAACUCUAAUUAAAUCCACACACACCUGUCAACAGCUCUGCAUUAAUUUCAUGCACUUGAUAUUUAUUCAUUGGAGACUUGAUGCAUACAUUUCAUUAACAUUGCAGGCACUCAUGCAAAAUGCAUUGGUGAAUAUCAUUAACUAUUAAUGUAAGACAUUUGAGAUUUUUGUUUAUUUAUCCAUUUAGGUAAGACGUGAGUAACUGGAAGAUGCCAGUCUCCCUGUUUCGGGUAUCACAGUCAACUAAGCAAGUGAUUUCCUAGCAAAACAAAUUAUUAUACUAUAUAGAAACUGCGCAUACAGAAAUUUUAAGUUGCUACUGAGUCCUUGACAGAUAUGAAUAUCAUCUCUUCACCUGAAGAAAUUUAUGCAUUUCAUCUGAUCAAAGGGGCAGUGUGUGUAAAUUGCCCUUGUAAGCAGACAUUCAAGCUGUUAGUCUGUAGUUCUCAUGUUAUCACAUGUUACUGUAGUACUAUGUAGAAGAUUAAUUUAGCACAGUUAAUGACAGUGAGUCUCACUUCAUGAUUGAAUGCCAGCGGGUCUCACUUCAAGAUAGGAUGUCAGCGAGUCUCAUGUCAUUAUGGAACAGGUUCCAGAAAUGUGCUGUAAUGAUGAUUUUCUGGAUUCGAUCAGUGUUGCCAUGAAGGGUGCAAUGGAUCUAUUGGUGUUAGUGCCAAAAAUGGAGUAAUGUACAUGAUAAAUUGCAGUGUAACUGGUUUAACUGUCCAAACAUAAGAAAACAAAUGAGGAUAUUACUACUCUAUGUAGGGGACAGGAAGUAAAUUUCUCUCUAACUAAGACUACCCUUAAGUGGAGACUUUGGACUGUAGCUUGUCCAAGGUCAUCGUAAAAUGCAGUGAAAACUGCUAUGAAAUUACCAGGUCAGAUCAUUUCAUAAGCAAGGCAAGGCCCAUUUUAAUGUAUUGAACCUUUGAAAGCCAACAGCAAUUCAAAGUGCUUAACAAAACCAAAUAGAAACAAUGAAGGAAAAAAAUUAAACCAUAAAACCUUUUACAUCAUAAGAUAUA
This is a messenger RNA of Electrophorus electricus (electric eel), 5839 nucleotides long. It is a transcript of the gene tmc1, whose product is annotated as transmembrane channel-like 1. Gene Ontology annotation, biological process: detection of mechanical stimulus involved in sensory perception of sound; vestibular reflex. NCBI's taxonomy places the organism in Eukaryota, Metazoa, Chordata, Actinopteri, Gymnotiformes, Gymnotidae. Gene Ontology annotation, cellular component: plasma membrane. Gene Ontology annotation, molecular function: mechanosensitive monoatomic ion channel activity. The record is from RefSeq and is a predicted model, not a curated record.